This is a messenger RNA of Arachis ipaensis, 639 nucleotides long. NCBI's taxonomy places the organism in Eukaryota, Viridiplantae, Streptophyta, Magnoliopsida, Fabales, Fabaceae. The record is from RefSeq and is a predicted model, not a curated record.
AUGUCGGACACCCAGGAGUUCGUUAAAAAAUGCAAAAAAUGUCAAGAAAAUGCCAACUUCCACAAAGCACCACCCGAAGAACUCAACCUGAUGAUGGCCUCUCGACCUUUUGCCCAAUGGGGAGUCGACCUCUUAGGAUCAUUCCCACCUGGGCCUGGGCAAGUGAAAUACUUUAUAGUAGCCAUAGACUACUACACCAAAUGGGUAGAAGCAAAACCACUGGCUAGCAUAUCUUCAGCGAAUUGCCAAAAAUUUAUGUGGAGGCUAGUGGUCACCAGGUUUGAAAUCCCAGAAACUGUCAUAUCGGAUAACGGGACACAGUUCAACGACAAGAAGUUCAAAGGAUUCCUAGCAGGAUUAAAAAUCAAGCAAAGGUUCUCCUCAGUCGAACACCCCCAAACCAACGGCCAGGUGGAGGCAGCUAACAAAGUUAUCCUAAAAGGGUUAAAGAAGCGACUUCAGGGAAAGAAGGGCUCAUGGGCAAACGAGCUAUGUUCAGUCCUAUGGUCUUACAGGACCACCCCUCCCCCGAUCAUCUACCGGCGAAACCCCCUUCCGACUCACAUACGAGGUCGACGCAGUCAUCCCAAUCGAAAUCGGGGAAUCGAGUCCAAGGUUACUCCUCGGAGGAGGAAGUGA